Coregonus sp. 'balchen' is the source of this 1595-nucleotide messenger RNA. The record is from the annotation of a GenBank genome assembly. Lineage: Eukaryota; Metazoa; Chordata; Actinopteri; Salmoniformes; Salmonidae.
AUGGAGCAAGCAAUGAGGUGGAUCAAAGUGAGUGUUUAGCAUUUGAUUUGGACCGAUAUGGAGAUGAAUGUGGGCGUAGGCUAGGACAUGAUUGGCCCAGAUUGGUUAUCUAUGUGUGUCUGAUAGUCUUUUUAUUACUGAGGAUGUGUGAGCUACGUCCGUAGGAGGUAGGAUGUAGGCCUAUUGAUUUGGUUGUACUUUGCUCAGUGUUGAAUAUGGAGUGAGUGUUAUGUUGGUCUCCUGUGGCUUUCACUAGAUGUAUGAUAGGAGGCCGGUGGACUGUUAGACUGGCGUGACAUAACAGCUUGUUUGGUAGAUAGCCCUAGAUAUAGCCGGUUCAAUUGAGGUCCAUAUGUAUUUCUACGAUUACUUAAAAUCCCAGAACAUAACAGAGAAUCUUGUAUCACACUGAAAAGUCAUGAUCUACUUCAUAACCAGGCCAUUAUGGCUUAACUUCCUCCAGUUCAUAUGACUGUCUUUUUGUUAGGGUUGAAAAGCUACCGGUAGUUUACCAAAGUUACCAGAAUCUUCAGUAAUCUUGGUAAUUAACAGAAAAUCUAUGGCAAUCUAUCGUAACUUUGGUAACUAAACUUGAAUGACUUUCACAAAAUGUAUUAAUAAAUAAUCCACAUUUUUGAUGUGUCCAUAUUGUCCAUGAGGUUUUAGUAGAUAGACCAUAUGGUUCAAGACACAAUAGGCUAAUUAAUUUUAAAAGCCUCUAAUCAACAAUGGCACUAUUUUCAACUGCCACCAGUUUGACGCCAAAACAUUGACAACAACGACAUUGUGACAUAGUAAAAUAAAUAAGUGUGUAAAAAUAUAUAUAAAGGAUAUUUCAUGCUGAAACCCUCAUUAAACAAUAGUAUUCACUAAGUUGAUGGUUUAUAUUUAGGAUAAUGUUUUACAGCUUUGUCGUUCUAUUUUUUUGUUGAAAAUCAUAUUUAAUUAUUUGAUAAGGCCAGAGAUAACUACAGACGCCUGUAAAAAUCAGAAGUACCCAAAAUGGUCACUAGAUGUCUUACAUUAGAUUACAUAAAAUCCUUGAAAGAUAAAAAAAUCUGGCAGUUUACUGGUAAACUUUAAAAGUUUCCAGUAAAAUACACUCCCUUUGCAACCCUUGCACAUAGUGUUGCUUUCUUAAGAUAAUUCUGUAACCCAAGCUCAUGGACUCAUUUCUGCGCCAACAGCCACAGAGGAGUAUUUAAAAAGGACAGUCCCUCCCUCGGGUUACCUUUUUCCGCCGCCACUUUAAGAGAAAGAAGACAGGCUCGCUGGCCGAAAAGGCGGAGCUGGACUAUUGCUGCAGUAACCGCCGCCCCAGCAUCGCUGUGCUGACCAGCAAGGCUUGCCGACGCUCUAGCGUGGGCCUCCCCUCGGUUGCUCUGGUCCAACGCCACCGCUCCAGUGUGCAGCUACAGGGGCUCCCACUCCCGCUGGCGGGGGGUCACUGCGCAGGAGGCGGCCGGCUGGCCAAAGCGGCAGGUUACGGCAAAUCAUCAUGCGCCAAGUCAUCCUCUGGCGCCAAUGUCCGGAGACGCUCCAGCACCACAACGCCCAGCAUGAACCCACGCUUUGCCAAAGCUGCGCACCAUUGA